AUGCGAAGCAGAUCCGUCAAAACGCAGCUGCAACAUUUGCAGCUGACCAGGCCAUGGACGUUUCUUGGCUUACCGUUACAACCCGAAUCAGCCUCUACCCACCCACUCCGCAGGCUCCCUGGCAACCUUUGGGCCUCUACUCUCGCAACCAGCUUUUGCGGAAACUUCAACAACGAGUACCAACUCCGAAGCAUCCGCACAGCCCAGCACGCCACUAGGAGCUUCUCCGGCAUCAUCGCCACCCGACGCGGCUGGGCCGCCCAGCACAUCGCCAGGCACGCCAAGCGCCAACGGCAACGGAGCACAUCAACCUCCAUAACGACAACCACAACGACGACAACUAACCGGAUUACAACGCUAGACGACGCCUCACUAACAGACGAAGCAGCCAGGCGGUUAUUGUUGGAAGAGGAGGAGCGGCGACGACGUCGGAAAAAGUCACAGGGGCGACUCAAGGAGCUUGAGGAGAUCCGCAUGGAGCUUGCGGAAAAGGAGCUGGCUCUACUGGAGAAGGAGAAGGCGCUGCUGGCUAAGGAGCAGACUCUGGCUGUCCUGACGGAAGAGUUGGAGGUGGAACGGAAGCUCAGGGCGCUGCUGACGAAGGAGAAGGAGCGGGCGGAGGAGGAGGGGGCGCUGGCGAUGGGGCUCUGUAUGGGCGGCUUCUCGUUGCCAUGA
Molecule: messenger RNA, 675 nt
Organism: Volvox carteri f. nagariensis
Lineage: Eukaryota; Viridiplantae; Chlorophyta; Chlorophyceae; Chlamydomonadales; Volvocaceae
Exons: 4
Coding region: 1-675 (224 amino acids)
Source: RefSeq, a predicted model, not a curated record